UCAGAGCGAGCGCGGACGUUGAGAGUGUCCCGUCGCGUCGCGUCGUGUCGUAUCGUAAUCCUUGGCCCUUUUCGCUCCGAAUCCUUUUUCCUUGGCAGCCUUUUUUGUUCGAGACGGUGCUCGUCGGGAGUGUUCCGCGAAUACUUGGCCCGGACAAACAGUUUUCUCGUUGACAGAAUCUCGAUCGAAAAUACCCGGGACACGCACCUCGUUGCUCCGUAUCGUGGAAGCUUUCGGGAUAGAGCACGAUCGACAGUGCACGCUAGUGAAAUGUGCAGCAAUCGUUUCCAACGUUGAAAGUUUCUCGUAAUAACCGAACAUGAUCGAUCAAACUACGUGUCAAGGACAUGGGAAAUCUGUGUCGCGUUCGCUAGUCGCCGGUGGUGCCGAUGUACAAGUGCGAAUUCGAGCAAUGUAAAUAGUAAACGUAGUACUCCGUUGUGUACCUUCCAGUAGUGCCGUGUCGAGUUGUUGAUCAUUCGUUUUUGUAAAUAGACCGAAAGCAUCUGGUGAGAAUGUAAAACUCUGUACGAAUUAGUGUUAUCGCGAGUGUUAGUAUGCUGUAGUUUCGCGAAUUUGACUUUACUCGAGGCACCUAUGAGCACCGAAAGCCGCCAAAGCUGAGCUCAGGAUUGGCUAGCGGAAAGGCGCUGUCACCGCCAAACAUGCCAGAACAUCGAAUCGAUUGUUCUCGACAAGCUUGCUCGAAACUUUAGAAGACCGGGGACGAAGCAACAAAUCUGAACAAGAUGUCAAUGACUGGAAGCUUGAUGGGUUACGAGAACAACAACGAGGUAAACCAAGCGAAAUAUAAGAAGCCAUUGAAGCCGCUUCCGAUAGUGUCCAGCAUAAACUCCAGCGGCGUCUCGACGACCAGCAAAGCGAGAAAGCCGGCACCGCGUAGACCAUCGAAACGAAACUCGUGCAUACGUGGCCACGUGAACAGUCUGUGGUCCGUUUGGUAUGGCAUCCUGGCGGUCGCUUUUCAAGCUUACAUCGGCUUGAGAUACGCGAAACGGUUCGCAGCCUAUCUGUCGUUGCCCUGGCCCGCGGAUGCACCACCGCCAAAGAUCGAAUUGUACGCUUGUUUGGUGUUGGCUGGCACCGGAGUGGUCUUGCUUCCUGUUCUUCUCGGCGCGGCCUUUUUGAAGCUCGGCAACCUGGCCAACGAUGGAAUAAAGCUUGGCCGUCAUUUGAGCGCGUGCUCGCGCGAUCCACCCUCGUCGCUGCUCACCAGCAAUCCCGACAACAGUCUAGCGAAUAAUUUAUGGCGACACGGAGGUCCCACAGCGGCGUUUGUGCAUCUUUGCACGGCCAUGUGCUUCCUGCUGCCCUCGCUGCUCAUGGAGGCUAGGCUGAUACACGCUGGAUUCUUACCAAAAGAAGCGAUAUGGCGCACAGAUCUGGAUUGGAUAGUAAUUGAACGCGAUCGACUGGUCGUAUCCACCUUUUUGAAUCCGAACGUGAACCUUAGCGUUCUAACUGGUUUCAUAACUCCUCAACCUUUCGUUACUCUAACGCCCGACGAAGAGAUCGACGACGCCGUUAACGAUAUCGCGACCACGACGCCAACUUUGGCUGGGAUCGUUGACGAUGAGGUCGCAUUUCGCAGUCGAGACACCACCGAUCAAUUCUCCAAAUCGUUUCGUUCUUCGAGUACCGGCCUACCUCCACCCAUCGCACGAAUUUUAAACGCCAGCGCUACUUGGAGCACAACCACAGGAAAAAUUACAACGUCUGAAGCGCUAGGAGCACGUAAGACAACGCCAAAAAUGUUUGCAACGACAACGACCAAAACGACGACCACGUCCACGACCACGACCACAACCACGACCACGGGUUCAUCGACGACAGCGACGAUGCCAGCGGUGACAGAGUCUACGGUGGCAACCGCUUCGACGUCAACGUUUACGAAAAUGUUGAAGAGUACCACGGCCAAGUACGGUAACAACGUUAGGCGACCGACCGCGAAAACGAUCGUCAGGAGUAAUUCGAAAAUCAGGUCAAAGACGAAGACUUUGGCGAGAGCUUCGACGACGACGACGAAACCGACUAGAACUGCCACCGGAGGAAACCUAACUGCGCAGAGCAUGUCGCUGACGAUGAACAGCUUGGCGGAUUUGGAUCAUCCGGAACAGUUCAAUCUCGAAAUUGAGACCGCUGAACCUUACGGACCCAUUUCCCUGGAGUACUUGAAUUACGUUGUCGCUCUCGGAGUGUAUUCCGUAAGAUAUCCCGCGGUAUUCUGGUCGUGCAACAAAGCUCUCGGCACCAUCUUCAGUCUCCAGUUGGUCAUGAAUACCGUUCAAAGCUUGCUAGCCUUCGUUGGAAUGUCCGUUCUUUACAAGAUUCAAGUGGUAGGUCCGUUGAAAGUGCUGCCCGUUCUUCGACAACAGUAUCGAACGUUAUCGAGUACCAGCACCAUAUCGACCAUUUUCGGAGAUUCUUACUUCUUGCUGAACCCGCACGUCACCCUCGUUUUGUUCGCCCUCUCCUCUCUGCUGGUACUCUGCUCCAGCAUGGUGAUGUACUUUUACGCUUACGGCAGAUUCACGGCAUUCCUGAACCAGGAACGCGAGCGACGAGUGAUCUUGCCGAAAGAGAAUCGCGAGGGAAACGGCUGGGUAUACUUUAUCCAUUGCACCGCCCUGUGCGUCUUCUUGGCAAUCGCGAUCUGCAGCGCGCCGUUGCUCUACGACUAUAGCGUCGUUUAUCGUGCCAGCAUGGAUGGCGCCUAUAUGAUCUUGGCCUGUAUCGUCGCCACCGUUCUUCACCUUUUUCUUUGGCUCCUGUUAUGGAUCUGCCUGACGAUAAAGCAACGCUGGACGUUCAAAUUGAGAGUGACGAUCGGUCGUGCGACGGUUAGAUCGGCGCGGUCGGUGAAACUCGUGACGGACGUUGACCUAGUGUCGGCCAGGGACGACGAGGACGGUACCAGCGCGCCGCUGUUGGUCGUCGGAAACGGUAGGACUUACACUAUCGCCGACGCUUCGCCGAAAAAGGCCAUCAUGAGCGUGAUACAAAAGGCGGCCAUCGAAAGGAAGGCACGCACGCAAGGAAACACCGAUGCUGCGGAUGGAGAAUCGACGGCCGACGACGAACAGAUCUACUGGUUGAGGCCGAAAUUACGUCCAUCGCCGACGCAAUCGCCGAACGACGCCAACGGUGCGCCGACAACCGAUAAGAGCUGGCUGAACAAGAAACUGAAGCCCAAGGUCACCUUUAACGACCUGCCUAGUACGUCAGGCUCGCGUAAUAAGGGAAAAGCCAGACGAGGUGGCGGUGGCAGUGGCGGUGCCGGUGACGCGGGCGGACCUGAGGAUGACGGAGAUUACGCCACGUUACGGGAAUUACCGUUGAUCACGUCUUUGGAUCCCGCCGACGACUCAACGUCCGAGGAGAACAAGCUGCUCGAGUGCGUGAACGACGACCAAGUGACUUACUACGCGAGUGCGAAUCGCGAUCUGCAACCCUCGGAGGGUGAUCCCUCGCCCCUCUUGACUCCAGACCCUUUAUCCGAUCCUACCUUGGAGCCACUUCCACUGUCACCCCCGACUCCAACUUGUGCACCGACCACCGAAGUUAUCACGGCGCCACUAACCACUGACACCCAGACUAUCGGAGGACAAACGCCGCGCUGCCUGCGUCGAGCGGACUCGGGCAUGCCACACGACGAAUUGACGCCUCGCUCGGAUUCCUCCAACUCGCCGCCAUUGGAAGCGGGAUUGGGUGGCAGCAGCGGAGCCGGUUCGGUGACUGGUGGUCACAGCAACACGAGUAGCCACAGCGAGACGUCGUCGAGCGGCGUGCACAGCAACGCUAGCAACGCCAGCAACGGAAGUUGUCAACGUCGAGCGACCAGCGUGGACGAUUUGACCGGCGAGCAACGAGGGAACGAGGAACCGCGAGAGCAGUGGCGCAGUUGCUCCCUUCAACGAGGCACGCAACCACCGACCGCGAGCGCCGGAACCUUCUCGCCUCCGACCAGUCGUCCGAGCACCAGCCAAUCGUUCUCGUCGCCGCAGUACGCGAAUCACUUGCCAUUGAUCGUGAACGCUAACGCCAACACGAUCGUCGACGGCACCUCGGGCUCCAGCUCUGGCUCUGGUUCGGGCACGACCUCGGGCGCGGGCUGUCCAGCUGUGAUUUUGGAAAACCCGAACGAAGCAACGGUCGUGAUACGUCGCAAGCUCUCGAGAACGAAGCUCACGGAACCACUGAAUCCCAACGAGGAGCCUUUUGGUCGUUCCACCAACAUGAGAAUGACGUCUUUCACCGAGAGCAACGAUGUUCGCGUUCAUACCUCGUCCGCCACCCUGCCCCACUAUCCCACCCAACCAGUCGCCGUCACUUAUCCCCAUUGCUCGACCAUGCCGUUGCCCCACGCCUCUCACAGCAUGGCAAAUUCACACAUGAGCGGGUCCACCGGAAGCUGUGGAUCCGUGCCUAGGCAUACUUUCGUCGGGCAUCCACCGCAAGUACACGCGACGCCGACGGUCCCUGCGCACACCACCCUACCAUCCCAUCACAACGGCGUCAGGCUUCUGCACGCUGUUCCGCCGAGUAAUCCGUUCGUCAAGAGAUUUCCACCGGUACAGUUGCACACGCAACCUUGGGCUCUGCCAGGCCAUCACACUUUCCCUCAACAGCCCCAAGCCAACGGCAAGCUCUCGGUAGCCGCUCAGAUCAGGCAGACCGAUCGCGAUUCGGCAAACUUUUCCAUGGCCAGCAGCGGCGACUCCGACACCUGUUUACCCCAUUAAGCGUCUCUCGCCUUGCCUUACCUCGCAUCGCCUAGUAGUAGAUACGCGACGUUCGUGGUUCGUUCCGCGCCAAGUACACUUUUCCGAAAGAUCGUCGAGCCAGACGAGCCGUAUACACAUAGCCAUACACUAUACGUACAGGUAUGUAUAGCGUGGAGGUCGAAGAAGCGUGUGGCGAUCGUCGAGAACAAGGUAUUCCGCUAAAAACGAAGGAAAAGGCUUCCCACCCCCCGUCCCGCGAACCGUUCGCGUGCGAACAGAUCUCUCGAGGAUGAUCCAAAUAAUUAUUCCGUAGAAAAAUCAGAGUUACAUGGAACGCGAGUUUGAACCGUAUCCCGCAACAUGCAACAUAUCAUACUUUUGCGACCCAUCGGAGAGGAGAAUCUCCGACGAGUACAAAUUAUAUUUUUAAUACAACGAUCGUCUAUCUACGAGACAUCAUUUUUUCCAAACUUCCAUAUCAACGGUCUCUCGAUGCUUCCGUAAACCAAAGAAAGUGAAAACAUUUUUGUACCGUCAUUUAAACGUUGAAACGAAACGCGCGAAUCUCGUGGUAAACAUAUCUCGCUCGUAAUCCGGUACUCUAACCGCUCGUAAUCCGGUAACGAUGCAAAAGGCACGCGACGCUAAUUACGAACGAUCCUUGAAGCGUAACAGCACGAAUACCUUUUCUCUCCGAUCGACGCCGACGGUCGGAUCUUUUCCAGUCGAGCGAAGCGCGGAACGGAAAUCGCACGCGCGAUGCCAAGCAAACCAUAUCGCAUCGUCGCGAUACGAUAUGCUCGCGACCGAAUUUACAAUAAAUAAGGGAACGAGUCGUACGAUGUAAUUGUAAUAGCUACUCGACGACUUCUCGUGGCUUACUACUGUUAGGAAUUACUCGGAUCGGUGGUUCCUAUGCGAGAAUCGAUAAACGGUACACGAUCGGUCGUGUACCGUUCCAUUCUUUGCGAAUACCCCUCAUUAUAUUCGGGUAUUCUGCCUAUAUAAUUAACGAUCGGGUAAGACACUUCUCGCACGUGCUGUCUCGUGUAACAUUUUUAAUUACGUGUCUUUUCGUACUCGAUUCUUUUUUCUUUUUCCUUGUUUUCUUUCGGCUACGUUUCGAUUCAUUUUUAUUUUUCACCGCUACUUUUUCCUCUAUUUAUACGUUUACUUUUGUUUUAUUUUUCGUUUUGUUUUGUAAAUAAAAUCGUUGAUGGUAAAUUUCACGGAUUCUGUUUUCGUUUACGGUCAUCCAUGCGUUACGUAAACCAAACGAUCGUAUCGAACUUUUUGUCGAAAUUGAUAUUUCGAAUCGGUUACUUGGUGUCGUCGUUGCGUGUAAUCGGUAUUCCGGAUCUUUGAAACUAGACGAAUCUAUGUACAGCGACCGUUCGUCGCGGGCAACGAUGGGUGAUAUCGUUCGCCGUACAAUUUCGAGCGAAAUUUUUGUUAACGGUUCGGAUGCAAAAAGCAAGUAAACGAAUAAACGAACGUGUUAUAAAAUGUAAGAUCGAAACGACCGAUCCGUCGCGUCGCGUCGUAAGCGUUGAAACGAACGGCUCGAUAACGAACGUUAGACGAGGUCAGCACGUGGCGGGCCAUUAUUAGGGAAGGUUAAGGGAACGAUUACUGCCACUAAUUGCGAGGAUCUAUGGAUCUCUGUUAUACACGUAUAUUUACUUGUUUGAUCGACUGCCAUGUUAUUUCGUCCUUUCGCGAAUUUAAGCGUUCUAGAAGCGUUCGUUCUACUCGCGGUAAUUUGCGGGCAUCGAUUUAACGCGUUUAACGCUUCCUACACACUAGUUGAAAUAUACAUUUCAUUUCCUUUCGCGACUAUAUAACUCUCGUCGGAGACGCGUGAAAGGGCAGAAACUGCUGACCUCGCGGAGAUGCAUCGCGGCCAGGACCGAUCGCUUAACGCUUAUCCUACUUUUUGUUUCUUUUCCACGAAAUUUGGUUCCGAGGUGGCGAAAGGUCGAGGGAGAGGUGGUCGAAAACGACUCGGCUAGAUUUUUCUCGCGAAUAGAUCGAAUCUCGGUGUAAACGCGAGGCUCGCGGCAAGCGAUAGGGCCUGAUCGCGCAGUAUAGGUUUCUGUUUCUAUGGAUCGCCUGGGUUAGGUCUAUGUACGCGUCUCGCGACUGCGACCUCUCCUCGCAGUCUGUUCGCAGUGUUGAUACGGAGCUCGUCGAGUCUGUUCCACCGUAGAAACGAUUUUCACGAUAAUCGAACGGAGAAAAGGAUCGAGCCAGGCGCGACGGUAACGUUCGCAGCCGAGACAAAAGCAACGAUAGGCAGAAGCCCCCGUUUAAACCGAUUUCAAGCACCCAGUGUGCGCCCGAGUAAUCGUAAUUACGAAUAUCCGAUCUUCGGAAACGAGAAACUCGCGUACUUUGUACUUCGAAAGCAGAGAAAGAACGGUGAUAAUAACAAAAAUUGUUCAACGCGUACCUACGAUGUUGUUGCUAGAUAUCGGAACACGUUGAGAAAUUGCUGACAUUUUUCAGACGAGAUGAUAGUAUUUUUAUGAACGAUCUUUACAAACGACUAAAUGCACAGAGUAGCGAUACAAACACGGCACAAUGUCGCACUCAUAGAUGAACACUAAAACGCUAUGCACUCUUUCUUUUUUCGACGAAUUAGUGAAUUUCUUUAUGAUUUCGAAUCGCGAUCGUCUCUAAACUUAACCCCCAAAAUUAAGACGAAACCGCUGCUCAACGAUGUAAACGGACAGAUGAAAUAUCUUGGAUUAUUUUUAAAUAGCUUCCAACCGUUUUUCGAGCGGAAAAAUUCUUUAAAAAAAGAAAAAGAAGAAAAAAAAAAAAAGAAACUGAUACAGCGCGCAAGACGCAAAUUUCUUCAUAUUUGUGAAACGAAGAUGGAAUCAAGAUCGCUAGUUAGUCGCGAACAUCGAGCAAACCGGAUGUACAGGUGUCUUUUUUAUACGCGAUCGAGUAGGAAUUUCAAUCGUAAUUCCACGUAUUUUGUAUGCACUUUUUGCGAGACUGAAACGAACGGAGACCAUCGAUACAAGGUUGUAUCGAACAAUUUAAAUUUUAAGUAUUCGCAUGAAAUUUGAAAUUCUAUACCGUAGGGUAUGGCUUUCGAGCGACAUAGACGUUGACGUCGCCGUUGCCGUCGACGAAUAACGAUACGAAUAAGAUCGAACGCUUUUUCUACUACAAGGAAAUUUCCUUUAAAACGUACUCGAUACGAAUCGAGGAAAUAGCUGUUUCGUUAUUUUUCCAUGGACUAGUUAGUUAUGCCUUCUCGAGUAGAACGAGUGUAAAAUAUUGUUCCGUAUUUCGAAUAGAGGGAAAACGAUCUCAAAUCGACCAGAUAACCAUCGAAAAUGUGCGUAUAUUUUCAAAGAAUGCGUCGGGAAACGUUGGAUGUUCGACGUCGAAUAUGAAAAUGAUGAUUAUCUGGAUGGAUGUUGCAAGAAACCCCUAUAAUUUUUAUACCUCAAGUAGGACCGGCUAGAUCAAAUUUUUUGCAAGCAAAUGAAAAGAUUCAAAUCUAUUCUUCUAGGAUCGAAAGCAUCGAAACGAAUACAGUGAAAGCUUACGGCGUCUACGAAAGGCAAAGCGUGCGUUGUUCUCUGUCUGCGUGCAUUGUUCUCUGUCUGCGUGCAUUUAACGAUACGUGUACGCGUGUGCUGCGUAUGCGACUUUGUACGCAAGAACACGUUCUUUUCUACUAUUGUUUUGCGCCCGUGUAUUUAAAAAAAUUGCCAGAGAUACAGACUCAGCCUAUCGUAUCGAUAAUAAUCGACUUUGAACGAUUUAAAGCGCGAGAUUCGUUUUAUUUCGCGACGACGGUCUUGUACGCGAAUGAAAUACUUGGUAAACUUUGCAAGGUUCGAUUCGCUGAGAUCGGUUGACGAGGCUGCAAACGAGACGAAUCUUUCACUGUAUUUGUAUAUUUUUUCAAGCGAACGUUACCGCAUGCUCUCGAAUAUCGAUACGGUAUCGAUGCCUGGAUAAAACUUGAUUCCAUCUUUGUUCGUAGUUUAAAAAAAGGACGCGUCGAUGAAGCAAAGGGAGAAAGAGCGAGAGAAUAUGCCGAUCGCACAUAUCACGAUGAAAAGACCAUCCGUUCGCAACGACACGAUCUCGGCGUUGGCGAAUCCUGAUCAUUCGGUAAACGAGAAUCAUCGUCGUUAUCAGCAACACCAGCAAUAGCAGCAAUAGCAGCAAUAUAGCAGCACCAACAAGAAGCGUUCGAAUGAAAUAGGACGAUCGGGCGAGUGCCGCCGCCUCGUGAAAAUAUUUUUGUACCGUCUAGCGUCAGUCGGUGACCGUACUCUGUUCGUUAUACUAGAUUCGGCUAGAACCUAAACGCGCGAACGUGGACUGUCGAAGGAAGGCUCUGACUCGACCAAACGAACAGCCUAGUCGCCUACGUUGCGCGAUUAGAAUUUUUCGGCAGUCAUCGAUGGAACAGAAACUCCGAGGUUACCGGUUUCCAAACAGUUAUCGUACAGUACGCGAAUCGUUAGCCGUGAUUACUUAUCGAGCUAUCCUGGAUUAGAUUCUAGCCAAGAACCUUGCUUCAGAGCCCUCCCGAGCCGAGUCGCGUCUCGAGCGUGUAUUGUAUAACCGCGAAAGAGUGAGAGGGGGGUUUUUUGGGGGAGAGAGCGUAGCGUGAGAGAAAAGAAGAGAGAAUGCGCGUGCGUGAUUUAAUUCGUCGCCUUCGACGGCUCGGUUCCUUCGAAAAAAUGUAAAUAAUUUAAGGACCGCGUCGAACCCGCGAAGAACACGACGAAACAAACGAGAUGAAUGUGAACUCUGCGAAGAAUUCAGCGAACAUGUACGAAUAAUUGUAUAAAGACUGAUUAGACUAGCGUUGGUAUUUAUUCGAAUUCACGCAGUUAAAUGCUAUCGCUUUGUGCGCUCUCGAGUCCUCACGGAGCACGAUACCAAAGGUAUUCUCGACCAACUUCCAUUUUUCUCUUAGUCUUUGACAUACUUUAUUCGCAAUUACCAUUUAGAUUCGUAUUUGGUAAUAAUCCUACAAAUCUAUACACAGACCCGAUUCCAUAUAUCUACAACAUACGAUUAUACAAUAGUGCUUCGAUUCACUUUUCCGUAUAAGCCUUUAUUUACUUUGUACACCGAGCACUGUUCGAGCACAGCCGAUCGUUUCUCAAAACUUACUCCGAAAAGAAUCAUUUUUCUUCAACUUUGCGCUACAGCUUUACCGUCGUCGCGUUUCUGUUCUUCGAAAUACCACGGAAACUUUCAUAUUUUUCGCGCGAAUCAAUCGAGACGCAGAAAUUUACACGGAACGCGGUAAGAAAAGCUAACGGCCUACGAAAGACUCGGAAGAUUUGCGUUUCGCUUCACCCUGUUUUUCUGCCAUUUUAACUUUUCAACCAGCCUCGGUAAUUCCGAAUCAUCGACUCAUUUAAGCGUUAUAGGUUCCAGAAAAAGAUCCGUCGUGCUCUCGAAAACGUAUAUAAACGGGCCAAAGAGAAAAAGAAAAAUGGUAUGCGCCGUUGUAACAGCGACAUUAUUAUCGUCACAACGUAUCAAUAUUACUCGAUGCAUCGUAUAAGCAAGUAAACUAGAUGUAAACUUUGUAUAUUCAUUUACCAAGAGAAUAAAGGUAAAUUAUUCGAGGAAG
Hylaeus volcanicus is the source of this 10374-nucleotide messenger RNA. It is a transcript of the gene tinc, whose product is annotated as protein tincar. The transcript is spliced from 13 exons. The coding region runs from base 750 to 4763 and encodes 1337 amino acids. NCBI's taxonomy places the organism in Eukaryota, Metazoa, Arthropoda, Insecta, Hymenoptera, Colletidae. The record is from RefSeq and is a predicted model, not a curated record.